Rotaria sordida is the source of this 1185-nucleotide messenger RNA. The record is from the annotation of a GenBank genome assembly. NCBI's taxonomy places the organism in Eukaryota, Metazoa, Rotifera, Eurotatoria, Philodinida, Philodinidae.
AUGGCAAGAACCAUAUCAAUAAAGAUUACUUAUUUGUUACAUAUUGAUGAUAUUAGUUAUGCUCGAGGUAUUGGCGCUCUAUGGGAUGCAUUUACGACUCAGAUACAACCAAUAGUUGCUCGCGUGCCUUAUAUAGUCGGCAUUGAUAAUCAUGAAUAUGAUCAUAUCAUAGAAAGAGAUAAAGAUUCAAGCAACGCAUCAGGUCUUGGAGGAUUUAGACUAAGAUGUUUUGGUGUCGGUUCAAUACAUAUAAUUUAUUAUUCAACUGAACAUGAUUUUCGUCGACUAUCACCUCAAUACAUAUGGAUUGAACAAGAUCUUCGUUCAGUUAAUCGUUCUCGUACUCCAUGGCUUAUUGUUGGUUCACGUCGACAAUGUCGAUCAUUAAAAGUGUCGAGUAAUGAUGAAGAUGCACAGAACAAUUUAUAUUCAUAUUUAAAUUUUUCCACCAUUCGAGCUGUUACAUUUCAAUCAAUAAGGCUUCAAAAAUUAGUUUCAUUUAUUCAAUGGUUACCAAUGCAACAACUUGAAUCGAUCAAGAUUACAAAAAUGGAUUGCCAUGACUAUGCAAUCGAUAUGUAUGAACAAGUUUGGUCGAUAAUUUUAGGAGCCGGUCGUAAUCGUCUUCGACGUUUACAUGUUCCCUAUCAGUUCAAUCGAUGGAAUAUCGAUCGACUUUCGUUCGAUUUACCCACUGUCGAAUAUAUUAAUUUUGAAUACAUAUCAACUGAUCAAAUGCUAAUAUUUUUGCGUCAUACACCUAAUCUUGGUCGUUUAAAAGCACAUUUAUACGGUUUUGAUUGGGGUAAACAUCUUUAUACAUUCAAUAGUGUUCUCCCCAAACUAAAACAUCUGAAUCUGAAUUUACAAUAUUUGCGUUCAUUCGAACUACUUAAUCAUUUCUUUGUUUUAUGUCCACAUUUAACACAUUUAAUACUCAAACUCAAAGCUCGUGAAAAUACAAAGACAAUGCUCGAGCCAAAAGCGUGGCAAACAUUGAUCGAACAAUAUUUACCUGAUCUUAAAUACUUACGACUUCGAUUGAGCAUUUUUUUGAAUCAUCAACAUGACCGUCGCAAUAUUCAAUCACCAUUUGAUCAUGCAGGGUAUUGGCUUCAGCGGCGACCUCACUUUCAAGUAAUAGUCAAAAGAAAACUGUGUCCAUGGGAUAUGAGUCACAUGUGA